Echinostoma caproni is the source of this 234-nucleotide messenger RNA. NCBI's taxonomy places the organism in Eukaryota, Metazoa, Platyhelminthes, Trematoda, Plagiorchiida, Echinostomatidae. The record is from the annotation of a GenBank genome assembly.
AUGAAUACGUUCUCAGCCUCAGUCCCGAUUGAUUCCGUUACCACUCCCAUUCCUUUUGCUUUUACCACGGGUAAUGUCGGAACUUCUCCGAUAAUCUCUUCCGCCGCCACCACCGCAAACAUCAACAACAUGACUACCGCCCUUCCCGCUGUCAGUGGAGUUGUAAUUGGUACCGCAUCUACACUUGCCGUACCUCACAACGACUUUGGUGCCGCGCGAAUCGAGAUUGAAUGA